AUGACAGCCCCGCCAUCAAGGACGGGGAGGGUGGGAGCGGUCCAGGCGUUGGGAGGUACCGGUGCGUUGAGGAUCGGGGCGGAGUUUCUGAGGCGCUGGUACAACGGCACCAACAACACGGCCACGCCCAUCUACGCCUCCGCGCCAACCUGGGAGAACCACAAUGCAGUGUUUUCUGAUGCUGGGUUUAAAGAUAUCCGCCCCUACCACUACUGGGACGGAGAAAAGAAAGGCCUGGACGUGACCGGUAUAAUGGAUGACCUGGAGAACGCUCCAGAACAUUCUAUCUUUGUGCUCCAUGCCUGUGCCCACAACCCCACGGGGACAGACCCCACACCUGACGAAUGGAAGACGAUCUCUGAGGUCAUGAAGAGGAGGAAGCUGUUUGUGUUCUUUGACUCAGCCUACCAGGGUUUUGCAUCAGGCAGUCUGGAUAAAGAUGCCUGGGCCAUCCGCUACUUUGUCUCUGAAGGAUUUGAGCUGCUCUGUGCCCAGUCCUUCUCCAAGAACUUUGGCCUCUACAAUGAGCGUGUUGGUAACCUGACGGUAGUGGCCCAGGAUAAAGACAACCUGGCCCGUGUUCUGUCCCAGAUGGAGAAGAUCGUCAGGACCACCUGGUCCAACCCUCCCUCCCAGGGGGCGCGCAUCGUAGCCAUUACACUCAACAACCCCGAUCUGUUCAUAGAAUGGAAGGGUAAUGUAAAGACCAUGGCUGACCGUGUAUUGUUGAUGAGAGACCAGUUGAAGGCUAAGCUCAUUGCUCUGGGGACACCCGGCACCUGGGACCACAUCACUCAGCAGAUCGGCAUGUUCAGCUUCACCGGACUGAACCGUAAGAGUUUCCCAAACACACAGACAUGUACCCAGGCACCUCCUAGCAGACCGGCAUGUUCAGCUUCACCGGACUGAACCGUAAGAGUUUCCCAAACACACAGACAUGUACCCAGGCACCUCCUAGCAGACCGGCAUGUUGAAGCUUCACCGGACUGAACCGUAAGAGUUUCCCAAACACACAGACAUGUACCCAGGCACCUCCUAGCAGACCGGCAUGUUGAAGCUUCACCGGACUGAACCGUAAGAGUUUCCCAAACACACAGACAUGUACCCAGGCACCUCCUAGCAGACCGGCAUGUUCAGCUUCACCGGACUGAACCGUAAGAGUUUCCCAAACACACAGACAUGUACCCAGGCACCUCCUAGCAGACCGGCAUGUUCAGCUUCACCGGACUGAACCGUAAGAGUUUCCCAAACACACAGACAUGUACCCAGGCACCUCCUAGCAGACCGGCAUGUUCAGCUUCACCGGACUGAACCGUAAGAGUUUCCCAAACACACAGACAUGUACCCAGGCACCUCCUAGCAGACCGGCAUGUUCAGCUUCACCGGACUGAACCGUAAGAGUUUCCCAAACACACAGACAUGUACCCAGGCACCUCCUAGCAGACCGGCAUGUUGAAGCUUCACCGGACUGAACCGUAAGAGUUUCCCAAACACACAGACAUGUACCCAGGCACCUCCGAGCAGACCGGUCAUAAUCUGUGCACCUGUAAUCACACUUAUGACCAGGCGUUUUUGUUGUUGCUAAAAUAUGAAAUGAUGCCCGGGGCAGUAUGAGACUGGCGCUUGUCGGAGACGACUGAGUUCUUAAUGGAAUUGUCCCAUUAAGUUACAGAAACAUCCACGCUCAACUACGCUGAUCCUCACGCGCUGAUUCUCACGCGCUGAUCCUCACGCGCUGAUACAAUUCUACAACUUAGAUAUUUUUCCUCUUUCUCUCCCUCCCUACAGUCUACAGCUAAGCAGAUUGAUUACAUGAUCAACAUAGACAGUUGACUGGUAUUUUAAUAACAUUCUCUCUCUUUCUCCCUCUCCUUCUCCCUCUCCUUCUCCCUCCUUUCUUCCUCUCCUUCCUCCCUCUCUUUUUCUCUCUUUUUCC
Messenger RNA from Oncorhynchus masou masou (cherry salmon), 1936 nucleotides. RefSeq names its product aspartate aminotransferase, cytoplasmic-like. Lineage: Eukaryota; Metazoa; Chordata; Actinopteri; Salmoniformes; Salmonidae. Gene Ontology annotation, cellular component: cytosol. Gene Ontology annotation, molecular function: L-aspartate:2-oxoglutarate transaminase activity; pyridoxal phosphate binding. The coding region runs from base 1 to 909 and encodes 302 amino acids. The record is from RefSeq and is a predicted model, not a curated record. The transcript is spliced from 7 exons. Gene Ontology annotation, biological process: L-aspartate biosynthetic process.